AUGCAAGACAUGGCCGGCGGCUCCGACGGCCUGCAGCUCCCGCCGCUCCGUGACCUCUCGCGACGGGCCGCGUCCUUCCUGCGCAUGGCGCGGCUGGCGCUCACCGGCGCCGCCACUCCGGCACAACUGCUCGCCGGAGAGGAGGUCGGCGGCGGCCUCAGCUGCAACCCGUACUACAAGAGCGUGAGCACGGAGGACGACUGGGAAUCUGAGAUCUGGCCGGAGGAGGACGAAUCGGAGCUGCUCGUGGACGAUGAGGACGAGGGGUCAACGACGAGAGGUGCGUCUGGGAGUAGCACUCUGGUCGGAGGCGGUGCCGGUGGUCCGCUGAACAAGAAGUUUCAGUUCAGGCACCGGUCUGCAACAACACCCGGCGCACAUGUAACGGCCGCGGAGCCGGAAGAGGAGCCGUCGGAGCCGUUGAUGACGCGCCGAGCCACGAAACGGGUGAACGAUGCCGUGGCGGUUGAUCACCCGUUCGGAUGCGAUCGUCAAGGCAGGGAGUCGUCGUCGCUGUUGCUUGUUUCUUCCUAG
Molecule: messenger RNA, 534 nt
Organism: Miscanthus lutarioriparius
Lineage: Eukaryota; Viridiplantae; Streptophyta; Magnoliopsida; Poales; Poaceae
Source: the annotation of a GenBank genome assembly